Molecule: messenger RNA, 1319 nt
Organism: Anthonomus grandis grandis
Lineage: Eukaryota; Metazoa; Arthropoda; Insecta; Coleoptera; Curculionidae
Gene: Ash
Product: achaete-scute homolog 1a-like
Exons: 2
Coding region: 100-876 (258 amino acids)
Biological process (GO): regulation of transcription by RNA polymerase II; developmental process
Molecular function (GO): protein dimerization activity; RNA polymerase II transcription regulatory region sequence-specific DNA binding; DNA-binding transcription factor activity, RNA polymerase II-specific
Source: RefSeq, a predicted model, not a curated record
GAAAUCAUUCUGUUGCGCGCUUUCUAAGUUGUCGUAGCUUUUCUGCUCUCUCUCCCUCUUGUGCCUUUUUUUGCCUUUUACGCGUAGUGUUCUAUCUUAAUGGCUUUGGCAAUGACCCUAGGUCAAAAGAACAACAUGUAUAACGUAAUUCAACACUCUAUUCCUCAAUCAAACUGUGUUAUAGUGUCUCAACCUCAGAAACAAACAGUGAUUGCCGGUAAAAGACCUUUGGCGCCGGCUCCAGAACGUACUUCCGUCUUAGUGUCAAAUAAUAAUAAUAAUAAUGACCUAAGAUGUAAAAGGAAAAUCCAGUUCAUGCCUUAUGGAACUCCAACUCAACAACCAGCUUCAGUUGCUAGGAGGAAUGCAAGAGAAAGAAAUAGAGUCAAGCAGGUAAACAAUGGUUUUGCCACUCUUAGAUCUCAUAUUCCUCAAAGCGUUUGCCAAUCGCUAUCACCUCAAAACAACUCUAGUAGAGGUGGCUCAAAAAAGCUUUCCAAAGUGGAAACUUUACGUUUAGCAGUAGAGUAUAUCAGAAGUUUGCAGCAACUCUUGGAUGAAAAUGAUGGUGAAAUAUCACCAAAUUCAAGUUCUACUGAACACCAAUCGAUGGCUGAACAAAGAUAUUACAGUAGUUCACCAGAUCCUUCUCACCAAAUUUACCAGAGUUCCUACCCAAUUUUGCUGCCCACCCCUUCGUGUUCUGAAGCAUCAGCCUCGCCAACUCCCAGUCACAGUUCGGAAAGUUCAUUUUCUGCAGCAUCAGCUUACACGAAUGCUCUCUACCACCAUACGGAAAACUAUGAAAAUUAUGAUCCAAAAAGUCCUGAAGACGAGGAAUUGUUAGAUGCUAUAUUUUCAUGGCAGCAAGAAUAAUGGUGUUGUGGGAAAUCUUCUUAAAAAAUAAGGUUGUGCAAGUUUUGGCCAGUACAACAAAAACUGAAUCCAGUGUGCCUUACAAGAUAACUCCAUUCCAGUGAGAAGUGAUAAUUUUUUGUAUUUAUUAAUUUUAUCACUGUUUUGUCUAGUCAUUGUUACUGUAUAUAGUUUGUACAUAUUGUUUAUAAUUUUUAAAGUCUAAGGGCAACAAAACGCUUUUUUUUGUAUUUCUUUUUAGAAAUUUUAGUAAUGGUAUAAUCUAAGAGGUAAAAGUAAAACUGUUAUUUAAAAAAUAUUCGAUUGCAAUAUAAUUGUUAGAAAUAAUUUGACAUAUGCUCUCUAGUAUGACCUAAAUGUUAAAAAAAAGUUGUCAAGCUAUUAUGUGAAAUCAUUAACUAUUUCGUUUUUUCCUAUUUUAUUUAUAAUUUUUAUGAUUCGAA